Molecule: messenger RNA, 8199 nt
Organism: Bursaphelenchus xylophilus (pine wood nematode)
Lineage: Eukaryota; Metazoa; Nematoda; Chromadorea; Rhabditida; Aphelenchoididae
Source: the annotation of a GenBank genome assembly
AUGGACUCCCCUUCCGGCAAAAUCCGCCAAGCAAUCGGCUUGGCAAAACGCCGCCUACAAGAUGCCCUCCGAUCCUACCUACAAAUCCAAAAGGAAAUAGACCUAAAUCCCGCUGAAAUCAAUGACGAGCAACUCUAUAACACCUUCGAAACUGCCCAUGAUGUUUUCCGAAGACUAUCCCGAAAUGUUCAACGAUUAGACGAGCUCCAUAACCAAUGGCAACGCAUCAUUGAAACCAACCCAUCCGAACAGACCACCUUCGACAACUACAUUACCGCUCAUGGAGACUUCCGCUCCCUCGUCGAGGAAGGUCGCGCCGCCGUCGACCACCUCCGACUCCGCAUCGGACUUCUGCGCGAAGCCACAUCAAACCGACUCGAACUGACCGACCCUAAUGACCUGUACGACAAUGGCGAGGGAACACUGGACAUCGUCCCCUCUAAUGAUGCCGUGUUCUCCACCCCAACCACGCCGACCCGUCCCAGCACGCCGGCUACCCCUGCGACUCAGGUAAACCCUCCCGCCGAACUAAGUCAGCCCUCUCCCGGCUGGAUGGACCUCCUGUUCCUUCCAAACGUCUCAAUCCCCCAAUUCAACGGCAAUCCCAGCCGAUGGAAUGAAUUCUGGGAUUUGUUCAACGCCAUGGUAAACAACCGAAAGUUGGAGCCGUGCCUGAAGCUCUUCCAACUCCGAUCAUGCCUCGAAGGUGAGGCAAAAGCAGCACUUUCCCACCUUGGAAAUUCUAACGCCGACUACAACAUUGCCGUCCAAACCCUCAAGGACCUCUACGGUGACCCCCUCAGAGUCACCCACAGACUCCGCGCAGAAAUCCUUCAAUUCCGUAUCCUUGACAAGGGAUCCAUCAACCUCUACCGAGGAUGGUCCCGUCUACACCAAUUGUACUCCCAACUCCUGUCCAUGGGUGACCCAGCCGACACCACCCUUCUAGCCCAAGUCAUCGAAAGCAAGUUCCCGCGCUACGUACUCCAAAAAGUAUACAAGGAUGCCACCAUCAUCCCUAAAGGAAAACAAAUGUUAGAUGCCGUAGGAGAUGUCCUCCGCAAAGAGGCAAAUAUCGAUCGAAUGAUUUCCGACAACCAUGGAGACCAGAAACGCCUCCCAAAUCGGCCAAAUACACCCCGACGGCCCGAUCAAGUGCUCUCUCAUUAUAACGCCGACCAAGACGAGAAAAAUCCCAAUGGGCCCUCCUGCCACCUGUGCGAAGGCCGACAUCUCACCUACAAGUGUUCCAAAUAUGGCGAACCCCAAGAACGACAACGACAAGCAAGUUUGAAGAAAUUGUGCCGCAAUUGUCUUCUACCUGGACAUUUCGUCCCCGAAUGCCCCUCCAAACAUUCCUGUCGCCAUUGCAACCAACGGCACCACUCCUCAAUGUGCUUCCGUAACAACCCGGCCGGGCCAAGCAGACCAGCUCAAAAAAGCAAACCAGCGCAGAAAGUAACCUUUGCUCCGAAACCCGCCAAAACCACCCCUUCGGCUAAAACUAGGCCGCCUUCCAAUCCACGAAAGGAAAAGACUCAUGUCGUUAUUAACGAAGAUGAAUUGGACGACAAUGAACAGUCAGAACAAGCCUUCCUGACAAAUACCAAGCCAAAGCCCAAACUAUCAACAACUCUACUCAUGACCACCGAAGUGGAAGCAAUCAACCCCGACGUCUCGAAGGUAAGCAGACCUGCUGUUCUUUUCAGUGACUCCGGAAGCACUCGCAGCUUCAUCACCGAAGAACUCGCGUCCAACUUAAAACUGAGACCCCUCUCCGACGAGAUAACCACAGUCAACGUCAACACAUUUGGAGAUCACAGCGAGACCUUCAACACCAAAACGUACAACUUAGUCAUCCGCGAUCCAGCGCACCCAAAGAAGACAACCAAAAUCUCCGUCCUCUCCAUUCCCAAUAUGACCAGUUCGAUGCUGGCUGCCCUCCCUACCGAUUUCCAUGAAACGCCACUGACCGUGAAGAAAGUCCGGCCCUCCAUCCUUCUCGGAAUGGACAAUCUCGACAUCUGUCGGAGCACCGGAGAGCCAGUCGACCUCCCCUCGGGCUUCAAGCUCUCACACUCCAAGAUAGGGCGAUUCAUCUAUGGAGAAGGAAAGGCAAGUCCAGUGCCUCAAACCAAUGCCCAUACCCACCAUUCUUACAUGAUGGAAAUGGCGAUCCCUCUGCCUACAACAGAAGGAUCUAUCACCGCCAUUGCUGGACCUAUGUGGUCAGGAAAAACAACUCUCCUCUUGGAAAAAUUGAAUGAGUUUCCCGAGCAAUCCCGCAUCCUGAGAAUACGGCACGUGGCGGACAUCAGAUACACUGAAGGUAACCAAAUUGUGACUCAUGACGGCCAGACCCACGCCUGCAUGAGAAUCGCCGACCUCAACAGUACGAUUGCCUUACUGAAUGUCUACGACGUGUUGGCCAUCGACGAUGCCCAUUUUUUCCCCGAAUUGGCUGUAGUCUGCCAGAAGAUUCGCGACCUCGGUAAGACUAUCAUCGUCACCGGACUCCUAAACGGGACUUAUCUCGACAAUCCUACGCCGAAGACAAACUACAACUUCGCUCCAUUAUGGGCCAUUGCAGACCUCCGCCAUACUCUGCUCGGAAAUUGUGAUAUCUGUGGUGAACCGGCCUCUUACAGUAAAAGGAUUGUCCCGAAUCCCACCGAUCCCACCGAUAUUUCUCAGUGGGUCGGCGGUAAGGACAAGUAUGCUACUCUUUGCCCAACUUGUGAUACAGCAUACACCACCAAGCAUUCCCCACAAGUAUUCCACAUAUCCAUUCCUACAGAGGAGACCCCCAACGAUUCUUCAACCGAGCCCGUGUCGAUUUGCGUGAAACAUACGGAACAAAAGCAGCUCAGUUCCUUACUCACAAAAUUCUGGACCCUCGAACACUUGGGAAUCCACGACGACCCCAGUCGUAACGACGACGACCUCGCAAUGGAAGCCUUCCUUAAAACCGUCACUCGUGAUGAAGAAGGUCGAUACGUUUGUCGAUGGCCGUGGAAAGGCACUCCUACCACUCUUCAAAGUAAUUUCGGCCGUUGCCUCGGGCGACUUCGUUCUACUCUCCGCCGCCUCAGCGCUAAUCCAACCCUCCUCCAACAAUAUAGUGAGAUCUUUUCCGAUCAACUCACCAAGGGCAUUAUCGAGGAAGUCCCUCUCAAUCAACCGAGUCAGGGACCUCUCCAUUACAUCCCCCACCAACCUGUCAUCACCCCCGACAAAACCACGACCAAAUUACGCGUGGUUUAUGACGCUAGCUGUAAAACUCCCAACGGGAAGAGCCUGAAUGACCACAUGUUCCGCGGACCAGUGCUCCUCCCCGAACUGGUUGGCAUGCUUCUUCGAUUUCGUGUUACCAAGAUCCCAUUGCUUUCCGAUGUUGAGAAAGCUUUCCUCCAAUUAUCACUGGACGAACGUGACCGCGACUGUACCCGCUUCCUCUGGGUCCGUGACGUCACCCAACCCGCGGAAGGUGCCAACCUGAUGGUCUUCCGCUUCAAUCGGGUUUGUUUUGGAGUAGUUUCAUCACCCUUCCUCCUCGCCGCCUGCGUGGAUUACCACCUCCAACACUACCCACAUCCCUUGGCCAAAGCAAUGCGAAAAAAUUCGUACGUCGAUAACGUACUUAUCGAAUGUUCCGACGUCCAAGAGGCUACCGACGCUUAUCACCUCUCACGACAAAUCUUCAGCGAAGCAAAAAUGAACCUCCGAGAGUUUCAAUCCAGCCAUCCAACAGUCAAGGCCUUUUUGGAACAACAAGGAGAAAAGAUCCCGGAAAUUGUCAAAUUUCUUGGCCUACAGUGGAAUACAAACACCGAUAUUCUCACUCUCGUGCCCUGGAAAACCCCAAACUCCGAACAGCUUGCCACAAAGAGAACCAUCCUCAAAAGGAUCGCUAGCCUGUUCGACCCCCUAGGUUUUCAUGCACCUUUGAUCCUCCAAGCUAAACUCCUCCUCCAAAAGUUGUGGCAACAAGGUAAAGACUGGGACAUCCCACUACAGGAAGAUCUUCUUUUUGAAUGGAAUCAAAUUCAAUCAUUACUCGAGACAUCCACAAUGCCCACACUACAACGCCACGUAUGCCCAUUUUCUUCUGACUCUGCUGAACUUCACGUGUUCUGUGACGCUUCUGACCGAGCUUAUGCAGCAGUCGCUUAUCUUCGCACUCAGUCAGGCGACCUCAUCGAUGUGUCAUUCCUAAUCGGUAAAAGCCGUCUGGGACCCAUAAAAGGCAUGACCGUGCCCCGCCUGGAACUCCUCGGACUUCUCAUUGGAUCUAACCUUGCUCGCACAAUUGCCACUGAGCUACCGUCAAUUCGGCUCACCAACAUCUUCCUCUGGACAGACUCACGGAUCGUCCACACAUGGCUUCUUUCUCGUCGAACACUUCCAAUCUUCGUCAAGAAUCGAGUCAACUCCAUCUGGCAAAAUGUCCCCAACGCCUCGAUCCGAUACGUUCCCACGGCAGAAAACCCAGCUGACUCGGCUACCAAACGUUGUCCACCAUCACAACUUUGGCUCGAAGGUCCCGCUUGGCUCCGGCAGUCACCAAGCCAAUGGCCAAAUCAACCGGAACUCUACGAAGCUCCGGAGGAUAUCACUGCUGUCGCCGAAGUAACAACGGCACCCAUACCCCUCAUCGAUGCUACUCGGUUCAGCCGCUGGACCAUCCUCAUCCACACCCUUGUGUGUGUACUGCAGUACCUGGCGACCGUACUCUCGACCAGUAAUACCGCUCAACGGAAAUAUCCCUGGCUUUCCGUGUACACCACGCCGUCCACCCCACACACAACCCAAUUUCAUACUGCAGAGAAAUUGUUCUUUCGGUUAAUGCAACAAGAACGACCCCCAACAAAAGCUCAACAGCACGAGCUCAACCUGUAUCAAGAUUCUGAACAAGUUUUUCGCUGUCGUACUCGGCUCGCCCAUGCUUCUCUCCCUACGACAGCACAAAACCCCAUCUUCCUACCAUCUCCCCAUUACGGGACCGCACUCUACAUCCAUCAUAUCCACCAACUAUUGGGACAUGCGUCCACUUCAACUACGCUAUGUCACCUUCGUUACCGCGUAUGGAUUCCAAAAGCCAGACGCCUUGUCCAAUCCAGCAUUCGCCAAUGUUCUUGCCGAACGUUGAAGCCGUUCGCGCUUCCACCCUUUCCCAAUUACCCACACAUGCGUGUACAACCAAACCCUCCAUUCCACUACACAGGCCUGGAUUACGGUGGUCCCAUCUCCGUCAGCAUCACCACUACCGACACCAUAAAAACAUACAUCUGUUUGUUCACUUGUCUCACCUCACGGGCCGUACACCUCGAGCUCGUAUUGGACCUUUCCACCCUCGCCUUCCUCCAGGCCCUUCGAAAAUUCAUCUCUCGACGGGGCACCCCAGCCGAAGUCUGGAGCGACAAUGCCCCUCAAUUCCGCCUCGCAACUCAAGCAAUCACCCUUGCAUGGGCUGAAUCCGAAGACGUACAAUCGUAUUUGGCAACGCGCGGAAUUAAAUGGAGCUUCAUCACCGAAUCUGCCCCUUGGCAGGGCGGAUCGUGGGAAAGAUUGAUGGGAGUAACGAAGACGGCACUCAAGAGAGCCAUCGGCAAGAAAAAGAUCUCGCUGCCUGAAAUGAUGACGGUAUUAACCGAGGUAGAAGCUAUCGUCAAUUCCCGUCCACUGACAUUUGUACCCUCAAAAAUCGAUGAUCAAUCAUUUCACCCGAUCCGACCCAUCGAUUGCAUCCAACCAGGAGCCUUCAUCGGAGUCCCUCUCCUCGACCCUUGGGAUCCCGAGGAUGGCACCUUCGAGCCUAAGCCGUCAUCGGUCACUAAGUUAAUGGAUCUUUGGAGAAAGCAACAAAGAAUCAUUAACCAAUUCUGGAAAAUUUGGAGCUCGGAAUACCUCCUCACUCUGGCCGAGCGACAUCAAACAACCCACAAACAGGACAGAUCUGCGAUCGAUCGACUCCCAAUGAAAGGAGAAGUCGUGCUUGUCCAUGAGGAAGGACUCGGAAGAGGAAAGUGGCAAAUGGCGAAGAUCUUGGAGAUCGUCACUCCAAACAAAAUCCAAAUUCAACUCGCUACACCGCCCCAUUUGGUCCUCCACCGAUCCCCGAAACACCUCUAUCCACUCGAACUUCAACCCGAGAUCCCAAACGCAACUGAAGGAAUCCCAAGAACGUCCAACCAGCACGAUAGCCCACCGCCACCCAGACGGAGUCCGAGAAAGAAUUCUUCUUCCACCACACUAGUCGCCUAUUUUCUGGGCAUAGUUCUUAUUAACACCGUUUCGGCUACGGAAUCCCUACCCAACCCUUGUACAGCAGAGGACUGUGCCCCUUGGAGAUGGGAUUGCUGUACAGCUAUCCAAAAAACAGGAAUCUUCAUCUGGAUGGGAGUAUUACUCGCUCUAAUACCUUUCAUUUGCAUCCUACUAGCUAUACACACUUGGAUUUGGCGAACAGUCAGAUGGAUCUGGACUCGAUGCCGUCCACAAAACCCUCGGCAACCACGAUACCAGGCUCCACACCGAAUUCGACGUCUUCUUCGGACGACAGGCACCAUUUACCUCCUCUUCGGACUCUUUCCGUGGGUUAAUGGUUGCUCAGAGGUAACCGCCUUAACCGCGAGCACUCACAACUGCCGUUUUGAUGAAGAUUCCAACGUCGAGACCUGUUCCCUCUCCCAAUCCAUCCAACUCAGUUUGCGGCCCAUCAACGAGACAAGCUGUCUUCGAAUCACCACCCCACUCAACGGAUCAUAUAUGCUCCGCUUGACUACCCUCCAGCUAAAGUUUAAAUGUAACUUUAAAUACGGCUACCAUACACGAGACUUUGCCACCACAGUUGAAUCCGUCCAUCGAUGUGACAUGGCAUCGAAUUCGUACUGUCAAGGAUAUCAAUGUGAAAAGGUCUCCACGUCCGACGACCUCCCCGAAUUUUCACUCCUAGCUCGUCGGGCCCCCGGCUACUCCCACUGUACCCGGGCCUGUGGGUGCGCCACUUGUGGCUGCUUCCUCUGCAGUCCGGGAUGUAACUUCUGGCGCCUCUAUGCCUUACCAAAAACCAACAACAUUUACCUAAUAGGACGUUGCCCCACGUGGACUAUAACCGCGUCAGUAAUCCUAGAAGUGAGCGGCAAAACGUCCCUCAUACAACUGGUGGCUGCCAAGCCCGUCCACGUCGGAAACGAGAUCUUCACUCUACAGGCCAUAUCCACUCCGCAGGUACCGAUUCUGUAUCAACCUAUGGUUAUAAAAGUGGGAACCAACGAGGCCAUCACCACCGCAGCCUCUGACCCCCAACAACCUGCUCCGGGCAGCCUAGGGGUCUUCCAAUGCCGCUCAGAAGACGAUGCCAGAAGAUUCCAGUGUACAUUCCCCCAUGAAACUUGUUCAUGCAGCCCCAGCGAUUUCCACACCAAAUGCACAUGCAACUACCGCAACCCUAUGGACCUAUGGCACAGCCCGGAGGUAAAACUCCCGUUCACUUCUGGUCCAAUAAAGAUCGCCUACCAAAACCACACCAUCACGGCAGAAAUCGCUCAACAAACCGCCAUUCUGGUUCACAUCGCCUUCCAAAACGCAACGAUAUCUACGUUUCAUUAUCGUGCAAAGUGUGCACCUUCCGUGAUACAACAAUUGACCGGAUGCAAGUCUUGUCAUUCGGGCGCGCAAGCUAUCAUUUUCUGCCAAUCCAAAUUCCCAACGACUAUCAAUGUCGAGUGUGAUGGAACAAAUGUCCAAUCAUCUCCCUGCAACAACAUUACGUUCCAACUCAACAUCCACACCGAUGAAGCUGAAUUUAACAAAAACUGUUCCUACUCCUGCUCCGAUAAAUCUGACGGAACUCUACACCUUUUCGGAAAACUUCACACCAUGACGAUUCCUCCUCCCCCGUCCAAGGAACUUGGACAGUGGUGGGCAAGAGCCGCCGAUGAAGUUCCGAUCGGAAACAUUCUACGCGAUAUUACACAAUUUCUGGAAAAAGUCGCUUGGUUUUUCCCUUCUUUAAUCUUCCAAUAUCCCCUCCUUAUGUUAAUUGUUAUGGCAACUGUCGUUAUCAUGCUUUAUUUUCUUUUCCGCUACAAUUUCCCUUCCACCCCACCUGCGAUCUUUCUCGGACCUCGCCCGCACCAACAACUCCCCGAAAGCCGUGGUCUCCUGCCCAAACGGGCUAAGCCCCACCACCAUUAA